Molecule: messenger RNA, 1413 nt
Organism: Suncus etruscus (white-toothed pygmy shrew)
Lineage: Eukaryota; Metazoa; Chordata; Mammalia; Eulipotyphla; Soricidae
Gene: TMEM222
Product: transmembrane protein 222
Exons: 6
Coding region: 1-615 (204 amino acids)
Source: RefSeq, a predicted model, not a curated record
AUGGCGGAAGCGGAAGGAAGUUCCCAGCUCCAGUGGCCGGCGCUCCGACCCCCGCCCGGGAUGGCGGAAGUGGAAGUGUCGACGGCGGCCCAGAAGGACCAGAAGCAGGGUGCCGCCGCCAUGGACGUGGAGCGGAGCCGUUUCCCCUACUGCGUGGUUUGGACACCCAUCCCGGUGCUCACGUGGUUUUUCCCCAUCAUUGGCCACAUGGGCAUCUGCACAUCCACAGGCAUCAUUAGGGACUUCGCUGGCCCUUACUUUGUUUCGGAAGACAACAUGGCCUUCGGGAAGCCAGCCAAGUACUGGAAGCUGGACCCUGCUCAAGUGUACGCCAGCGGGCCCAACGCUUGGGACACAGCUGUGCAUGAUGCCUCUGAGGAGUACAAGCACCGCAUGCACAAUCUCUGCUGUGACAACUGCCACUCCCAUGUGGCGCUAGCCCUGAACCUGAUGCGCUACAACAACAGCACUAAUUGGAAUAUGGUCACACUCUGCUUCUUCUGCCUGCUCUAUGGGAAGUACAUAAGUUUUGGGGCCUUCGUGAAGACCUGGCUGCCCUUCGUCCUUCUCCUGGGCAUCAUCGUAACCGGGAGCUUGGUCUUUAACCUGCGGUGAUGGCUGCCUGACACCCUCAACCCACCAGCAUCCUGAGGAGGCAGCUGCCACCUCCUUUUGUUCCUGAUCUCUUCUCACCCCAAGAAGUGGACCCUGGGGUCUGGGUUAAUCAGGAUGGAAUAAAGGCCAAGAAUAGGUUCCGGGUGGGAGGGGGGUGUUUGCCUACUGCAUCUCCUGGUCACUCAGAGGACCCCUGUCUUCUCCCUCUCUCCUUGAGGCACUUUUGUUCCUCUUUGGCCCAACUCAGUGUCCCCCUGUAGAUCUUACAUCACUCUGUGCUGGGCCUUCACCUCUGCCCAGUGCCUAGGGGGUGGAGGACACUGGGGCCAGCUAGACAUAGAGCCUGACUUUCUCGGGUGAGGGCAGAGAGUAUUCCUAGGAGUCUUAGGAGCUCAGCUGCCUUGAGCCUUUGUUUUGGACCUGCAGAAUGGGCCUGUGGGGCUGGCAGGACCCAGCUCUUGAAGCUUUACCUGUCUCAGCUCUGGGAUAGUUUGCAACUCAUCUUCUGAUAUCCUCCAGCACUUGGGCCCAUCUCCACCCUUCAGUUUGUGACAGGGCUCCCUCCAGCCAGGCUAGAGAAGUGAGUGACUUCAUCUGUGACCAGAGACACCCCUUGUAACUGUAUUCGUGUGGGAAGAGCUGGGUGCAUUGUUUUUUGUACGACAAAAGUAGCUAUUCUCCCACCUACCACAACCCCUUCUCUCCAAGUUUGUGGAAGGGGCCUAUGUUUCCCUCCCCCUGCUCCAUGAUUCCAUUGUGGGUGCUUCCUGACAGGAUAAUAAAGACUUUGCACUGAGA